Molecule: messenger RNA, 4071 nt
Organism: Capronia epimyces CBS 606.96
Lineage: Eukaryota; Fungi; Ascomycota; Eurotiomycetes; Chaetothyriales; Herpotrichiellaceae
Exons: 1
Coding region: 1-4071 (1356 amino acids)
Biological process (GO): mRNA catabolic process
Cellular component (GO): P-body; exosome (RNase complex)
Molecular function (GO): 3'-5'-RNA exonuclease activity; RNA binding
Source: RefSeq, a predicted model, not a curated record
AUGGCACAUUCAGGUUCAACAGGUGUGCCUGGCCCUGCAGGCCGCAGACUUCAUAUCGCCCAUCGCCGCAGUCCAUCAGAGUUGACACCACUUAUGAUGGAACAACUUGCGCUUCAACAACAGAUUGAAUUGCUUCAGCAGCAGCAACAACAGAUUGCUGCCACACAUCAGCAGUAUGUGAAUAUGGGCAUGAUCCAGCAGCCUUUGCAAGGCAUGCCAGGUUAUUCGCCCAUCCAAGGUCAAUCUGCCUUGGCCGGAAUGUCUCCAAACAACACCAAUUUUCAAUUUCCUCAACAUCAGCCACAGAUGGGAAUCCCCCCCAAUCCGCCUGCGCCGCCUGCUGCUCAUCGCCGAAACCAAUCCGCUCUUCCGGGCAUGGCCAUGGGGCCACCACCUGCUCCAUCUGCGGGACAAGCUUAUGGCGACUUCAAUCAGCAAGCUAUGGGCCAGAACCGUGAGAAUAGUGGCGGUCGUGGAAGAGGAGGUCCUACACAAGGUGGCCAUGCUCGACGUCAUUCACUUGCACUUCCUGAAGCAAAGAAAGCUGCAGAACUUGCCGAAAAGAAGCGAACAUCAGCAGGCUUCCAGUUUCCCAUUCCUGGGGCUGGCGGCACGGUUGAGAGUCCCGUCAUAGCCACUCCAUCCGAUGACAAACCGGCAACGCCGGCCGGUCCACAAGGGCUGGGUUUACAACGCGCUGGGAAUGCCAGAGUUAUGGGUCAUAGCCGGAGUCAAAGUAUGGCUACAGGAGGUGCUCGAGGCGGUGGUGCGGCCGGCCGCGGUGGUGCUGGUGCUGGUUUCCAAUUUCCACCUCCGAUGGGUACCACAGAAGGUGGCUCAGGUCAAGGCAAUCAGUCCGACCUCCAGCGUCGUGGAAGCCAGAGUAGCCACACAAGACAAGGUUCACGAAACUUUGACGGCAACUGGCGUCAACAGAACAAUCAGCAGAAUAAUGAACAGCAGCAACAGCAAAUGGGCCAGUUCACCCAGCCGCAAGGCUUAAGUGCUGGGGGAUUCCAACCGGGCCACCGAGUUCGCGGUUCAAUGAAUCAGUCUAUCGGUUCAAUGAGCGGGUUCCAGUAUCCUGGCCAGCCGCAGUUGGUUCAAAUGCCCCAAGGGCAAAUGAUGAUGCCACCGCAGAUGUUUGCUGGUCAACAACUAAACGCUUUGCAAAUUGCUCAGCUCCAGGCUAUGCAAGGUUCACAGCUCGGUGGUUUGCAAGCAAGCCAGCAUGCCCCACCCUUAGGGCUGCAGCAGCAGCAACAACAGAGAAAGACAUUGUUCACACCCUACCUCCCUCAAGCAACUUUACCUGCACUACUGAACGAUGGGCAGCUUGUUGCGGGGAUUCUCAGAGUCAACAAGAAGAAUCGCUCCGAUGCAUACGUCACCACUAGCGAUCUUGAUGCAGAUAUUUUCAUCUGCGGAAGUAAGGAUCGUAACCGAGCGCUCGAGGGUGACUUGGUUGCCAUCGAGCUCCUCGAUGUCGACGAGGUCUGGGGGCAGAAACGUGAAAAGGAAGAAAAGAAAAAGCGGAAAGAUAUUACUGAUACCCGUUCAUCCGCAAACACUCAGAACGGCAAAAAUGAUACUGCGUCAUCCAGCGAUGCACAGUCCAUUGCGCCGGACGGUAGCAUCCGACGACGAGGCAGUCUACGUCAACGACCAACACAAAAGAAGAAUGACGAUGUGGAAGUUGAAGGCCAAAGCUUGCUUCUCAUGGAAGAGGAGGAGAUCAGUGAUGAGCAGAAGCCGCUCUAUGCUGGCCACGUUGUUGCUGUUAUCGAACGUAUUGCCGGCCAGAUGUUCUCCGGCACACUCGGGCUCUUGCGUCCAAGCAGCCAAGCUACCAAAGACAAGCAGGAGGCAGAAAGACACGCUCGUGAUGGCGGUCAUGGUCGAUCUGAAUCUCGUCACCAAGACAAACCAAAGAUUGUCUGGUUCAAGCCGACUGACAAGCGUGUGCCAUUGAUUGCCAUCCCUACCGAGCAAGCCCCACGAGAUUUUGUCGAGAAGCAUAUGGACUACGCCAACCGAAUCUUCGUUGCAUGUAUUAAGCGCUGGCCCAUUACUUCUCUACACCCGUUCGGUACACUCGUCGAGCAGCUUGGGGAGAUGGGAGACCUUCGCGUCGAGACCGACGCUUUACUUCGCGACAACAACUUUGGAUCCGAUGAAUUUUCGGAUGCUGUUUUGAAGAGUGUGGGAUGGGACGACUGGUCUUUGCAAUCGGAGGGCGAGCAGGCUUUGGCCGGUCGCCGUGAUCUCCGCAACGAGCGCAGUUUCACCAUCGAUCCCAAUGGCACUAGUGAACUCGACGAUGCCCUCCAUAUCAAGCCACUCGGUGACGACUUGGUAGAACUUGGUAUCCACGUUACAGAUAUUGCGCACUUUGUGAAGGCGAACUCCUUGGUCGACCGGGAGGCGAAGAAACGAGGGACCGGGGUCUACCUUGUGAACCGUGCAGUCAACAUGCUCCCGCCCAGACUAUCUUCUGGAGUAUGCUCACUUCUACCCGGAGAGGGGCGUCUCACAGUCAGUGUGAUUUUCAACGUCCACACUGAGACUGGAAAGAUCGAAGGCGAACCCUGGAUUGGGAAAUCCAUCAUUCAGAGUUCUGGCAAGCUGGCAUACCGUGACGUUGACGCCGUCAUUAAGGGAGAUGGCAAUAUCGACUUGCAUGGCGCUACGGUUGAGGAUAUCAAGACUCUUCAUACCGUCGCCAACAAGUUCCGAGAAGCUCGAUUUGGUCAUCGCUCCGCCAACAUUUCUCCGCUUCGGUUGUUGUAUCAACUUGACGACGAGAAUGUACCAGUUGAGCAGAACAUUUUCAAUACCUCUGCCGCACACGAAAUUGUGGAAGAGAUCUGCUGCAAGGCGAAUUUCUUCGUGGCUCAGAAGAUUUUCGCCGCCAUCCCCGACAAGGCUCUUCUCAGACGACAAGCGCCGCCGAAUCCGAGACGUCUGCUGACGUUUGCCGAUCGGAUGACUCGAGCCGGCUACGAGAUCGACGCCACCAGCAGUGGCACUUUGCAGAAUAGCCUGUUCAAGGUGGAAGAUGCAGAUCUGCGCAAGGGUAUGGAGACUCUUUUGGUCAAGACCUUGCAACGUGCAAAAUACUACAUCGGCAACCAGCUGUCGGAGGAACAGCGUCAGCAUUAUGCCUUGAAUCUACCGAUCUACACACACUUUACCAACCCUAGUCGUCGUUAUGCUGACAUUGUCGUGCAUCGUCAACUGGAGGCGGCCCUGACGAAUGGUGAAUUUACGGAAGAUCUGGAGAGCCUGGCCAAGACUACGGAACAAUGCAACAACAAGAAGGAUUCCGCCCAUUCCGCCCAAGAACAGUCCGUUCAUAUUGAGUCUUGCAGACUUAUGGACAAGGAGAGUCAGGAGCUUGGCGGCGAUUUGGUCAGCGAGGGCAUUGUCAUCUGUGUCUACGAAUCGGCCUUUGACGUCCUGAUACCCGAGUAUGGGUUUGAGAAACGCGUUCAUUGUGAUCAGCUGCCACUGAAAAAGGCCGAGUACCGCAAGGACGAAAGAGUACUCGAACUUUACUGGGAAAAGGGUGUGCCCUCGUCUGCAUAUAUUCCCGAAGACGAGCGACCUCGAGCCUCGGCGAGCACCAAGGGCCCGAACGGCGCACGCGACUCGCAGACUGCCAAAGAACGUGCCAAAGAACGAUUCGAAGCACAGCGAAAGCAAACCGACAGCAACACCAUAUCGACUGACGACGUCGAUGCUUUGUUUGACGACGAGGACACUACCUCUGAGAUUACUGAGAUGACGGCCGGAGUCUCGCUCAACUCUCCUGUUGACCGCUCUACUCAGAGUCUUCCGCCAUCUCCAAGCCGCAACGGAUCGUCGUCCCAAGGACCGACACGAACCCAAUCCGACUCCAGAAUUGCCAAGUCGGGAGGUGACAUUCCAGAAAACCACCUGUCGGACAAGGAGAAGUAUCUCAGCUACUUCAAACUUCGAGAAGAAGGCGGCGAGUACAUUCAGGAUGUUACCGAAAUGACCCGAGUGCCAGUCAUCUUGAAGACGGACCUAACCAAGAGUCCUCCGUAA